CCCGGUGGGGUGAGGAGGAGCGGCCGGUCCCGCCUCCUUCCCCUGCCGUGCGGUGCCGGCGAGGCCUGCCCUGGGCCUGGUUCGCCGGCUGGCGGGCCCCGGGACCGCGCGGAGCGAUGGCGCAGCGGAAGGCGGCGGAGCACGGGCAGUGCCGGACGGCGGAGGAGAGCGCCAGGCACCAGCGGCAGCUUCUAGCAGGGAAAGCUCAGGCAGAAGGUGGAUCAGCUCGGACAUCACUUCUUAUUUUAGUGUCUAUCUUCUCAUCAGCUGCUUUCCUUAUGUUCCUGGUAUAUAAAAAUUUCCCACAACUUAGUGAAGAAGAAAGAGAAUGUAUAAAGGUUCCUAGAGAUAUGGAUGAUGCAAAGGCCUUGGGAAAAGUCCUGUCCAAAUAUAAGGACACAUUUUAUGUUCAAGUAUUAGUGGCUUAUUUUGCAACAUAUGUUUUCUUGCAAACAUUUGCUAUUCCUGGGUCUAUAUUUCUCAGUAUCCUGUCAGGUUUUCUUUACCCCUUUCCCCUGGCCUUAUUUCUUGUUUGUCUGUGCUCAGGACUUGGAGCUUCAUUCUGCUAUAUGCUUUCAUACCUAGUGGGACGUCCUGUUGUAUACAGAUACUUAACAGAAAAAGCAGUAAAAUGGUCAGAACAGGUUGAACGACACAGAGAACACCUUAUUAACUACAUAAUAUUUUUGAGAAUAACACCUUUUCUUCCCAACUGGUUUAUCAAUAUAACAUCUCCCGUAAUUAAUGUGCCACUGAAAGUAUUUUUCAUCGGCACUUUUCUAGGUGUGGCGCCACCGUCUUUUGUAGCCAUUAAGGCAGGAACAACGCUGUACCAACUUACAACAGCAGGGGAAGCUGUUUCCUGGAACUCUGUUUUUGUUCUCAUGGUUCUAGCCAUCCUCUCCAUCCUACCAGCUGUCUUCCAGAAGAAACUGAAACAGAAGUUUGAAUAAGGAUCAGACUGGACCAAAUUUUCCCAUACUUCAUCUCAGGAUCAGCACUUCUGAUAUUUGUAUAUUUGCUUUUCUAUUGGAUCUUAAGCAAUUGAAGAGGGGGCUUGUAAUUGAUAAGAAUGUCUUUAAAUGAACACGUGGCCUAAAAUUGAAGGAACUGUGUUCAGAAAUGUACUGCAUAUAGUUUUGUAACCAAACCAUCAGUGUUUUACUCUGGGAGUGAGUGUGUGGCCCUCAGGAUGAGGGAAAUGGAAACAGUUGUAACAUUUUUUUCUCUGAUUAUAUACAGAGCAAAAAUUGCAACGUGGGCCUAAACUACAGAUACUGCUUUCUAAAAGUUGCAGGAAAAAAAGCCCUUAAUCAUUCAGUCCGAUUUUGUAACAUUCUCUGUAGGCUUGUAUGUGAUCUGGUUUAAGUACAUUUCUCAUCAACAAUAUUUCUCUUCUUUUUUGCCUUUGGGAGUUCCAAAAUAAUAGCAUAAUUAAUAACGGUGCUCACUCAGAAACAAAGGUUUUUUGCAGUACUUUAACUACAAUUAUAGUCUCAUUCUGAUUGUUUACUUCUAUUUAUUAGUGCUGUGUGAAUUUAAAUACUUGAACUUAUAUCUGCUUUACUAACUGGAUUAACAAAGGCAAAGUGUCACAUCAUUCCCUAUAAAUCCUCUGUAAAGUUUUAUCCCGGGAGAGGAUAUAGGAAGGUAGAGAGCAAAUUAGAAUUUUUAUCAUGGCUGGCUAAUAAUUUUGAAGUUCUAAUUUUAAUUUUUAAAUGUUGAUUACUUUGCUAAUAUUUCAGUUUCAUAGAUUUAUCCUGCCAAUUUAAGGAAAUGAUUGUAUGAUUGUCUAAAAUUUUCAAUUCUCAAGUGACUUAAAAUGUUUAAUUUUAAGCAGUGUAAUAUUACCUAUUCUCAAGCAAUAUGUAAAGAGUAUAAAAUCUUCCAUUGCAACUCAAUUAGCUAGGAGAAAUGUCAGGUACCAAGCUGGUGCAGUUCUUACUAAAGAGCUGAUUCCAAAUAAUGUUCAAAGCAUCAUGUAACAGAAGGCUCUGGUGUCAGUGUAUAUAAAAUUGAAGACUAUUCCAUGAUCUGGAAAGUCAGUAACUGGCGAUGGGCAACCAGCUAUGAGCCAUCUUUAAGCAGAAGUAUAUAUGUUCACUCGAAGGUAUAUGAUACCUCCCCUUGUAUGCUUUUAACUGUUGUAGUUGGUUGUAUUGUUAGUGGAAUCCCAUAAAAUGAGGCUCUGAUCAGCAAGAAACCAGGGUGCAUGUUUUAAGUUUUAUCCUACUGAAACCAGUGCUGCUUAUGUGCUUUAAUUUGAUGCCCCUGAAGUAUCUUGCUGAAACAGGAGUUGGCUCAUUAGCAUAUUCUCCAAUUCAAGGGUUUGUCUGCAUCCUCAUGUUAACUCAUCAUACAAAGGAUCAUUUGAGAUGUAAGACAACAGUUCCAUAAAUGUGAUAAUGUAAAAGGUACCUUUAAAGAGUUUUGUUCAUUUUGUAACAUAAUGUUAAUUGACUGCUUCAUUUCAUUACAGUAUUACAUGUAAAUAUAUAGUAAAUAUUGAUACAAUAUUUGCCUUUUAUUUAAAUCUGGCUGCACAGUAAAUGGUAUUUUUACAUAGGUAGAUAAAGGAAUUCAUAUCACAUCUGUUUGCAAGUUUAUUGUAAGAUCAUCUAGCUUCAGCAAUUGUUUUGUUGUUUAGAAUUUAAAAGUGUAGUUUAUUGACAUUUAAAACUGAACAGUGAUUACUUUUAUUGCUGCAAUUCUAAUCUCAGAGGUCAUCUACCCAGGGGAUUUAUUCCAUAGCAAACCUGAGUGUGAAUCUAGCUGUUGUGAGCAGGUGUCCCCUAGACUGUUGAGUGUGAAGUUGCUGUAGAUUUACAGCCUCUUUUUCUCCAUAGUUAGUUUUUCAUGCAGAUGAACUCUCAGAAUAAAUUACUUACUACUUACUGUCCAGUGGCUUCUCUCAAAAUUUUUCACAAUUUUUGGUCAAUAACAAAUGUUGUUGUAAAAUCCUUUCUGUUCUGUGUAAAGCUAAGGUUUGUUGGAGUCUUGACACUAAAGAAAGAACUGAACUGUGUUUCAAUUCAAUAUGAAUCAUAAUACCACUUGAUGUUUUCACUGAGUUGUUUUUCACUGUGUAGAUGGGAUCUGGGCAUGUUAUUGUUGCAUUUCAGCCAUAGUCUGGAUUCCCAUUACAGUGGCUAAAGCCUUAAGACCUUAAAAAGGUUGAAAAUAAGGUUCUUUCCCUCUGCAAAACUUCAUCAUUUUUUUAACUUGUCCCUUCUGUUUAUUUUCAGCUGCCAGGGGCCUCAGGCAGUUUCCCACCCUAUGAGGAUUACUUCUGAGGGAUGUGAAGAGUAAGGAGAGCCUUGUGAAAAAGGCAAAAGAGCACUGUGCUAUGGAAUACUGUACUAGUCUACUCUUUCCUUUAUGGUAUCCAGCAAGUGAUCCAAGAGAGAGCCAUAACAUUUUAAUAGGAAAACAGUGGCUACCAUGAAGCAAACUGGGAAAAUGGGAAGAUGUAGCUUUGUUUUUUAAUUGCAAGGAAUUUUGAGCUGUUAGGUGACCUAUUUAUCUUUUAAAAUUUUUGAUACCUGCAUGACAUCACUACUAAAUGUCUCUUGCCAUUUGAUAAUAAAGCUAUUAUUUAAAACAUUAAA
Molecule: messenger RNA, 3608 nt
Organism: Apus apus (common swift)
Lineage: Eukaryota; Metazoa; Chordata; Aves; Apodiformes; Apodidae
Gene: TMEM41B
Product: transmembrane protein 41B
Exons: 7
Coding region: 117-953 (278 amino acids)
Cellular component (GO): endoplasmic reticulum membrane
Source: RefSeq, a predicted model, not a curated record